Messenger RNA from Entelurus aequoreus (snake pipefish), 1844 nucleotides. It is a transcript of the gene srm, whose product is annotated as spermidine synthase. Gene Ontology annotation, molecular function: spermidine synthase activity. The record is from RefSeq and is a predicted model, not a curated record. The transcript has 8 exons. NCBI's taxonomy places the organism in Eukaryota, Metazoa, Chordata, Actinopteri, Syngnathiformes, Syngnathidae. The coding region runs from base 92 to 958 and encodes 288 amino acids. Gene Ontology annotation, cellular component: cytosol. Gene Ontology annotation, biological process: spermidine biosynthetic process.
GGGCGUGGCCAAUGUAGCUAUAUCUAUGGCCCAAACGUUGUCACGUUGGCUCAGUUAUAAACACGUUUACAUGAGCUAGCGGGCAGUCGGCAUGGACAAUAUCAGGGAAGGCUGGUUCACAGAGACAUGUACGUUAUGGCCCGGGCAGGCUACAAGUCUCCAAGUGGAGGAAGUCCUGUACCACAAGAUGUCCACAUUUCAGGACGUGUUGGUGUUCAAGAGUAAAACGUACGGCAACGUGUUGGUGUUGGAUGGAGUGAUCCAGUGCACUGAGAGAGAUGAGUUUGCAUAUCAGGAAAUGAUUGCUAACCUUCCUCUGUACAGCCACCCUUCUCCCAAGAAGGUCCUCGUCAUUGGUGGUGGUGAUGGUGGCGUGCUGAGGGAAGUGGUCAAGAAUCCUCUGGUAGAGUCGGUGGUUCUCUGUGAGAUUGAUGAGGAUGUCAUUAACGUCUCCAAGAAGUUCCUCCCAGGCAUGGCCAAAGGAUUCUUUAGUCCCAAACUGACCCUGCAUGUUGGAGAUGGUUUUGAGUUUAUGAAGCAAAACCAAAAUGCCUUUGAUGUUAUUAUUACUGAUUCAUCUGAUCCUGUCGGCCCUGCUGAGAGUUUAUUCAAGGAGAGUUACUAUCAACUGAUGAAAACCGCAUUGACAAAGGGCGGAAUUCUUUGCUCCCAAGGAGAGUGUCAAUGGCUCCAUUUGGAAUUGAUAAAGGAAAUGCAAACCUUCUGCAAGACCAUAUUCCCAGUUGUGGACUACGCUUACGGCACCAUCCCUACUUAUCCCAGUGGCCAAAUUGGAUUCAUGCUCUGCAGUAAGAACCCUGAAACAGAUUUCCGGAAGCCAGUGAAAGAACUAUCAAAAGAUGAUCUCGAAGGCAUGAACCUGAAGUAUUACAACACGGAAAUUCACAAAGCAGCGUUUGUCCUCCCUGAGUUUGCAAGAAAGGUUCUCUACGCUUGAUUGGCCUCAUCAGAGCUAUCUGUCCGUGUUCCACAGACGAACAGCUGCUUCUCUAGCUUCUCAACAGUCAGUCAGCACUGUUAAGCCCUCUCGGAAGAGAGUAGUUAAUAAUGAUUUUAAAGCUGUGUUUGCCGGGUAUCAACGUUCAGAAACAUGGGAGUUGCUUAGUUUUUUUCUUUUUUUUUAUUGUUCAACACAAUUAGUGUUUGUUUCUGAUACGUACAUGUUCACCCAGUGAUUGUCUCAUUAGCGACCUCAGAUCACACCAUAUCAAACCUGACCUCAUGCUGAAGUACUGUAUGUACUGUGCAACUGAAUGGCCGCAUGGCUCUUGUGGAAUAUAUUAUUAUAUAUUGCUGCACUUUCAUCGGAAAUGUUCUUUGCUCAUAGGAAAAUCAGCACAUGUCGUCGGUGUACAAUGACAAAACUGUGUCCUCUUUUUGGAAUUGUAAGUAAGUGUGCCUCGUUUGGUUAAUUGCUGAAAGAAGGUUCUGCAUGUGUUAGUUUUUCAGAUCACCUUAAAAGUCCGCAAAAAAACUGUCCCUUUUAAAAAAAAUAAAAAUAAAUAAAAACUACAUGAUACGCUGCUCCGACCAUUACAUUGUUAUGGAAGAUACACAUUAUACAGUAUUUAGUGAAAAUGUUUUUUUAAUUAUUAUUUUAAUGCAAAUCAUUAUGCAAUUACCGAGGGUAGAUUAAUGGUAGAAAGCUUUUUCUGUCUUAAGUUUAACUGCCGGAAACUGUUAUACUUUUCAUUAUCUUACAUACAUGGUUAUUUGUUAAAAAUCCACAAUAAAUCUUGUAGAAAAAUUUUUCCGGUCGAACGAAAUUGUUUUUAUUAAAACAUGAACUGUAAUAAAUCUGUUUACAAACAAAUGUGACACUU